Molecule: messenger RNA, 1602 nt
Organism: Chaetomium strumarium
Lineage: Eukaryota; Fungi; Ascomycota; Sordariomycetes; Sordariales; Chaetomiaceae
Product: general substrate transporter
Exons: 4
Coding region: 1-1602 (533 amino acids)
Biological process (GO): carbohydrate transport; transmembrane transport
Cellular component (GO): membrane
Molecular function (GO): carbohydrate:proton symporter activity
Source: RefSeq, a predicted model, not a curated record
AUGACUCUAAUACACGGGAUCGACUACUCGGUAGUCAAUCCGGACGAUAAAUGGAAGAUACUAAAAUCGCAGUCGCGGUUUGCGCUCUGGGCCCUCCUGAUCUCGUCCGGCGUCGUCAUGCAAGGCUUUGACAUCGUAGCCGGCGGCCAGCUCGCUGCGUUGCCGGAGUUCAAAAAGCAGUUCGGCGUGCUUCAGCCCGACGGCAGCUAUCUGAUUCCGGCACACUACCUCUCGGCCUGGAACUCGAUCGCCCCGGCCACCGAGAUCGUCGCCACCUUCAUCUUUGCUCCGCUUCUCGAGAAGUUUGGCCGCAAGUGGGGCAUCCUGGCCGCGUCGAUCAUCUCGGCCGCGGGCGUCAUUCUCCAGCAGCUCGCCCCGGACUGGCAGACACAUCUGGCGGGCCGGGGCGUCAACGGCAUCGCCAUCGGCAUGAUGUUCACCAUCUCGCCGCUGUGGAUCGGCGAGACCUGCCGUCCGGAACUCCGCGGCUUCUUUCUGUGCUUUUUUAAUACGAGUAUCGUCUUCGGCCAGUUUGCCAUCGUUGUUGUUUCUCAGGGCAGCAGUCACAUCUCGGGCAAGUGGCAGUGGUGGAUGCCCGUCGUGGCUAUGUACAUUUUCCCCUUGAUCCUAACGGCAGCCUGGCCCUUCUUCCCGGAGUCCCCCUACUGGCUCAUCCGCCGCGGCCGACGCUACGAUGCCAAGAAAGCCCUACGGCGCAUCUACGGCUUCCCGGAACAAGAAUUCUACGAGAUCGAAGUGGCCCGCAUGGAAGAGGAGAUCCGCCUGACAAGCGACCUGCAUGGGCACGUCGACGCCAAACCCCCGAGACGCAUCCUGGGCGUCAACGUGGAACUCGAAGCCGAGUGCUUCGACGCGACCAACCGCAAGCGCACGUUGACCGCCAUCUUCGCGGCCUCGGCGCAGCAGAUGAUUGGCGCGACAUUCGUCAUCGGCUACGCGACCUACUUCUUCGAGCUCAUUGGAAUCAGCAACUACUUCGCUGCCUCAAUGGCGCUGUACGCCGUCAUGCUGGCCGCUAGCAUGUCGGCCUUCCCCUUGACCGAGAUCUACGGCCGCCGGUUCCUGAUCGUCGGCCCUCAGUUCGUGUUGUGUGGCAUGCUGCUCAUCAUUGGCAUCCUGGGAUGUAUCCCGGACAAGGCCAAGGCGAGUUGGGGCAUUGUGGCCUUGCUCUAUGUGUGGGCGCUCAUCUACCAGCUUUCCAUCGGCGCGACGGGGUUUGUGCUGGCUUCUGAGAUCGCGACCAUGCGGCUCCGGGCGGCGACGCAGGGUCUGAUUACUAUCACGAAUUCCAUCUGGGGCCUGAUCAUGCAGUUUACCGUCCCGUACAUGAUCAACCCGGAUGCCGGCAACUUGGGUGGCAAGGUUGGAUUUAUCUUUCUAGGAACCGGGCUGCUGGCUGGCAUCGGGGGAUGGUACCUGUUUCCGGAGACAAAGGGGCUGUCAUUCGAGAAGCUGGACGAGCUGUAUGCGAUGAAGGUGGCUCCGAUGUUCUUCAAGAAGGUCGCAGCGGAGAGUCUGGCGAGGAAUACUCCGGGAGAGCUUAUUGACAAGGAGGGGGCUGUCAGUGCGGAGCAUGUCUAA